AUGGUUGCGGUAGUGGAGGCUCACGCGAAUUCAAAUAUUGGGGGUCAGUUAAAUUCAGGAGUUAAUGAGGCUAAUCUUUUGAAUGGAAGUGGAACGAUUUCAAGAACCAACAGUGGUUUUGGCUAUGUGUCUUCAACGACUACAGCAAUGACUGAUGAGCCUUGUGUUUCUUGUACUACUUUUAACAUCCUGGCUCCUAUCUACAAGCGACUUGAUCAAAAGAAUCAAAGUCUUCGUGAAAGCAAUUUCAGAGCAGUUUGGCUCUCAAGAAACCAGAAGAUUUUGAAUUGGUUGCUUCAAGAGAGAUCUUCAAUUAUAUGUCUCCAGGAAUUCUGGGUUGGAAAUGAGGAACUUGUGCAUAUGUAUCAGCAGAGACUUGGUGAUGCUGGCUAUGUAACUUUCCAGCUUGCAAGAACCAAUAACCGUGGAGAUGGCCUGUUAACUGCUGUUCGUAAGGACUACUUUACGAUUCUAAAUUAUCGAGAGUUGCUCUUCAAUGACUGUGGAGACCGUGUUGCUCAGCUAUUGCAUGUGCAGCUGGCUUUUCCCUUUUCACAAAACCGGAAAGGCAAUGCUCAGCAAGAGUUUCUUAUUGUUAACACUCACUUGUUAUUUCCUCAUGAUUCCUGUUUAUCCGUAGUUAGGCUGCAUCAAGUUUACAAAAUACUACAGUAUGUGGAACAAUAUCAGAGAGAAAACCAACUUAAUAAUAUGCCAAUCCUACUCUGUGGUGAUUGGAAUGGAAGCAAGCGUGGACAUGUUUAUAAAUUCUUGAGGUCACAGGGUUUUGUAUCUUCAUAUGACAUUGCCCAUCAAUACACCGACAGUGAUGCAGAUGCUCACAGGUGGGUGAGCCACCGAAAUCAUAGGGGUAACAUCUGUGGUGUUGAUUUCAUAUGGCUAUGUAAUCCUAAUAAAUCAAGGAAAUCAUUGAAGAAAAGUUGGGCUGAAGCCGUGUUUGGAAUUAUAAAGUGUCAGCUCCAAAAAGCCUCAUUGGUUGAAAAUGAUGCAUUUGCAUUUUUAAAGGCUGACAACCAUGGCAAUUUUAUAACGUAUUCAGCUUUCUGUGAAGCACUCCGCCAGGUAAAUUUAAUUGGUCUUCCUUAUGGACUCAGUUCCCGGGAGACAGAAGAUUUAUGGAUGCAAGCUGACGUUAAUGGAAAUGGAGUUGUUGAGUAUGAAGAAUUUAAGCGGAGGAUUUGGAAUUCAGAAUGCUCAGAGGUAAGAGAGGAAAAUUGCAGUGAGAGGACCGUGGACUCUGAACGGGGCAUAGAGGAAGAAGCCAUUGGUUUCAAUGUCAAGAAUGCGGUUCUAUUCCCCCGUGAAGCUGAGAAAGGAAUGUGGCCAGAAAAUUAUUCCCUCUCAGAUCAUGCUCGACUCACUGUUGUGUUUUCUCCCGUAAGAAUGCAGUGUUCUCAGCGUGUCACACGUUUGUAG
Molecule: messenger RNA, 1437 nt
Organism: Dovyalis caffra
Lineage: Eukaryota; Viridiplantae; Streptophyta; Magnoliopsida; Malpighiales; Salicaceae
Source: the annotation of a GenBank genome assembly